AUGGCCUUGAUGGACGUAGGCAGUCAGCCUGUCUAUCGGUCUCGUGGAUACCAGCUGGAGAUGCUGGAGGCUAGCCAAAAAGAAAAUAUCAUUGUCGCGAUGGAUACUGGAAGUGGAAAAACACACAUCGCUAUUCUUCGCAUCAUCGCUGAGCUCGAGAAGUGCUCUCCUGAGAAGUUGAUCUGGUUUCUGGCUCCGACAGUGGCCCUGUGCAUCCAGCAACAUGAAACCAUCAGGAGCCAAAUCUCCACUGUGAAGACAAAGAUAUUGACUGGAAUGGAUAAUGUGGAUCGCUGGACAGAUCAGAGCAUUUGGGAUGCAGUGCUUAAAGACGUUCGGGUGGUUGUAUCCACCCAUGCUGUCCUCGCGGACGCUCUGGGCCAUGGCUUCGUUCAGAUGUCUCGACUGGCGUUGCUUGUAUUCGAUGAAGCUCAUCAUUGCAGGGGACGUCACCCUGCAAAUAGAAUCAUGCAGAACCAUUACCACCCUGCUGUACUGAGGUCAGGUCGUGGAUUUGUACCGCGAAUCCUGGGCCUCACUGCCAGUCCAGUGGUGCAGUCCAAGAAGAAUGAGCUCGAAGCGAUCGAAGCCAACCUGGAUGCAGUAUGCAAAACACCGCGACAGCAUCGCGGUGAACUUUUACAGAACACACAUCGUCCACAUUUAGAACGCAUAAAUUACGCACCAUUUGACAAGCAACAUUACUUGAUUGGAAGCCAGCUGCUUCAACCCUUGAUCAAGUGCUGUGGCUCCUACAACAUAGAGGGGGAUCCAUGGAUCGACUCAUUACGACAAAGCGACAAGACUGAACAACUUCAGCAUGCCCUCGCAAGUGGCCAGACCUAUUGCAGUGAGCAGCUACGGCGAUUUCUGGAGCGCAGCUGCCACAUAAACGAGGAGCUUGGAGGCUGGGCCACGGACUUUUACAUCAAAACCUCGAUUGAUGAACUCCAGAGAUCGAUCCAGGAGACGCGUGAUGUGUCUCAUUUGGACCAAAUGGAAAAAAAGUACCUUUUAGAAUUGCUGCUUACAAUACCGAAGCACAAUGCUGACCGAGAGAUCCAACAUGUCUCGUUCAAACUUCAGACAUUGAUCAACUUUCUCGACAAAAUGGCCAAGCCCGAGUUCUCCGGACUGAUAUUCGUGAAGAGAAGGGUGACAGUGAGUGUUCUGAUCCGCAUAUUGUCAAUGCACCCAAAAAUCAAGCACGCCUUCAACUGUGGCGCAUUUGUCGGCUGGUCCGGAAAUCAUGCUCGGAAAGAUUCUCUCGGUGACCUGCUCCACCGAGAUCUGCAACGAGACACUCUUGAAGAGUUUAAAGCUGGCAGAAAGAACUUGAUAAUUGCUACAGAUGUUCUCGAAGAGGGAAUCGACGUCAGCGCUUGUAGUCUUGUCAUAUGUUAUGAUAAACCGGCCAACCUCAAGUCCUUUGUACAGCGGCGCGGGCGCGCCAGACACAAGGAAUCAAAGUUUGCUGUGAUGGUCUCGACCGAGGACGAGUCGCUGGAUCUUCCUAAAUGGCAAGAAUUGGAAGAAUUGAUGAUAAAGGCGUACCAGGACGAAGAGCGUCGCCACAAGGAGGCAUGUGAGCUGGAGGCUCCCGAGGAGCAUGUUUCAGAGAUCCUUUGGGUAGAGAAAACCAAGUAUGAGAUCGCCAGCCCCUUGUUGAUACCUACUAACCAUCUAAGUGCGGUUUUGACUGCGGACGACGCAGUGCAGCACCUGCAUCAUUUCUGUGAUGUGUUACCCGUUGAUGAACACGUUGACAAUCGGCCGAUGUUUUCUUUCGAAGAAGAAAGCACGGGAUUGAUUCGUGGUGUUGUCACCUUACCGAAUUCUGUUCACCCAUCCGUUCGGCGGACGAGGAGUGAAGCUGCAUGGCGCACUGAACGGGCAGCCAGGAAAGAAGCGGCAUUCCAGGCUUACAAGUCUUUGUAUGCGUAUGGGUUGGUCAAUGAUAAUUUGUUGCCUCUGACAAGGAAGCCUGAGCUGAGGUUCACUGAGGGAGCGGCGAUUCCAUCAAUCGUUGAUGGGAUGGAGCAGUAUGACCCUUAUAUCGAUCUUGCCAGGGAAUGGAGCUCAGGUCUCCUUUAUCAGACUCGCCUGAGGAUAUCCAACCAGGGUGUUGUCGAUGAGGAUUGGAAUAUCUGUCUGGUACUACCGAAACUCAUCCCAUUGCCAGAUCCAAUCACCCUCUACAUGGAUCUGGAAACCACCUUGUCUCUAUCCUUUGAUUCGAUGACACCAGUUCCGGACACAACUCCAGAGAGACUGGAGCAGAUGAGACAAAUGACAUUCAUGUAUCUCCAGGCCCCUAGCACCCGACCGCGGAGCGAAGAGCGGGACUACGUGACUCUCUUCGUGCCCGAAAUACCACACGGCAGCUUUGGGGAAUGGCUUGAAAAGUACGGUGGAAAGGAACCGAUGCUCGAGACGCACGCUAGAGAGCCAAAUCUGGCUCCCCCGGGCAUCAUCCGCGAUCAGUCCACGUACAGCGAACCUCGAAUAUUCAAUAAGUGGAUUGUCCCCGAUGCAGUGUCGAAGUCGUCGCCUAUUUCGGUGGAAUGUCGUUCUCUGCCAAGACGGCGAAAUUUGCUCCAGACACGUACUGAGAAGGCAACUAAGCAAGAGGAAGCUGAAGUGUCCAAGAAGACAUACAUUGUGGCAGCCGCAUCAUGCCAGGUGGACAAACUUCCCGUCAAGCAAGCCAUGUUUGGCGUUGUGAUCUCCGCCAUCCUUGACAGACUAGAGGCUUCGUUGGUGGCCUAUCGCUUGAAUGACACUGUUCUAAAAGGAGUUGGUAUUCAGAAUAUUUACCAUGUCAUCACUGCCAUUACUACGCCCAUUGCGCAGGCGAGCGUCAACUAUCAGAGAUACGAAUUCUUUGGUGACUCCGUCCUGAAGUUCACAGUGAGCUGCCAGCUCUUCUUCCGCAAUUCCAAAUGGCACGAGGGGUACCUUUCAGAAAGCCGAGACAAGCUCAUUCAGAACAGUCACCUUGCUCGCGCUGCUCUGGACACUGGCAUCGACGCCUUUAUUCUGACAAAUCGUUUUACCCCCCGGAAGUGGGCUCCGCCUUUGAUUCACAAAAGAUUGAACCCCAAAGACACAAAGAGGCCCCUCUCAAGCAAAGUGCUAGCAGAUGUGGUCGAGUCCCUCAUUGGUGCGGCGUACGUCGAUGGCGGAAUUCGCAAAGCGCAGGCUUGCCUGCAUCGCUUCUUACCAGAGAUCAACAUGUUCACGAGUGAAAUAUCACCAGAGAUCGUGCCAAGUUCAAAGGGCGUGAGCAAUCUUAUCGAUCAGCACAGAUUAGCCGGUCUCCUCGGGUAUACAUUCAAGGACCCAGCCCUCUUGACAGAGGCGCUAACUCAUGCUUCUUGCGAGCACGACAUGACAACUCAGUCGUACCAGCGUCUGGAAUUCCUCGGCGAUGCUGUUCUGGAUAUGGUAGUAAUGGCCAUCAUAGCUGCACACCCCGCAGAAAUGGACCAAGGCAGCAUGACCCUUCUCAAGCACUCUGUCGUGAAUGCCAAUCUUCUAGCCUUCUUGUGCAUGGAUCUCAGCGCACCAGAUGACUCAAUGGACAUCGAAGUGACAGGCAACCAAGUCACCGAUAUCCCACGCUAUGACCGUAUUCACCUUUGGCGAUUCCUCCGCUCCCAUGGCACGAACGUGAUGGCAGCGCGCGAAUCAUGCCUAGAGCGACACUUGAGUCUUCGCGAAGAAAUCCACGACGCAUUGAGCCACGCAAAACAAUACCCGUGGGAACUCUUCACCCGGCUGCGUGCUGACAAGUUCUUCUCCGAUAUCAUCGAGAGCACCCUGGGAGCCAUAUUCAUCGAUUGCGGCGGGGACCUGGACAAUUGCCAUAAGUUUGUCGAGCGCAUCGGCCUGGUGCGAUAUGUGAAGCGGGUCAUCGCGGACGGCGUGAAUGUCGUUCACCCGCGGAACAUCGCGCAAAACAUCGUGAAGGGCACUGGCACUUUGGUCUUCAAGCGCAAGAGGGUCGAGUCUAAAAAGGGGGCCACCUACCGAUGCUCGGCGGUAGUGAACAAAACCGAGAUUGCGCUGGUCGAGGGGUGCGCCUCGGCUGAGGAGGCUGAAGUGAAGGUUGCUAAUGUUGCCAUCCAGCGCCUGGGGGAGAACCCGGAGAUACUACAGAAAUGA
Molecule: messenger RNA, 4167 nt
Organism: Penicillium olsonii
Lineage: Eukaryota; Fungi; Ascomycota; Eurotiomycetes; Eurotiales; Aspergillaceae
Source: the annotation of a GenBank genome assembly